AUGGUCAGAGCGUACAAAAAGAGGCUAUGCGGGUUCCCGAGCUGUCUAACGCAAGCGAACUACGGCGCGAAUGGCAGCAAAAAGGCCCAAUUCUGUGCCCGACACGCAGACGAUGGGAUGGUAAAUGUAACCGCGAAGAAAUGCGCUCAACCAGGUUGUACAAAGCACCCAUCUUACGGCAUCGAUGGGUCCAAAACCUCGAUAUUCUGUGCUCCACACGCUCCGAAAGGAAUGGUGAGCAUCGCGGGCCAAAAGAAGCUAUGUGGUCACCCAGGUUGCACCACCCAGGCAAAUUAUGGUAUAGAUGGAAGCAAGAAGGCAUUGUUUUGCGCUCGACACGCGGGUGCCGACAUGUUCAACGUCUUGAGCAGACGAUGCUCUCACCAAGGUUGCGAGAAGUACCCAACCUAUGGCUCCGCGGGGACCAUCCGCCCGAUAGUCUGCGCGGAACACGCAGAGAGUUCCAUGGUCAUUGUGUGCCUAAAACGGUGCGGACACCCAGGUUGCGUCAAGUACCCGAUCUUUGCGACUCCAGGAAAAAGGGCCGAAUUUUGUGCGGGGCAUGCCAGGCAGGGCAUGAUCGACGUCCGCCUUCGUAGAAAGCGAACCCGCGUCAACGACAGCAGCGGUGGUCAUGGUCAUACGCCUCAAGAUAUUCCUACCAAGCAGGAGGAGGAGGAGGAGGAGGGACAGGAGGACGCGAGCCCGCGGGGCGAAAGUAUUUCGCUCGGGUGGGUCGAGGAUGAGAAUUGCCCCAAAGCAGUCGGUGCUGCCGUGGACCCUUCCGCCGCCGAGGGAACAACUGCUAAUGGGGUGUCAGAGCGGCCUUUUUUGGGCUUCAGCAGGAAGAGGGCGAGAGUAUAG
This is a messenger RNA of Ectocarpus siliculosus, 864 nucleotides long. The record is from the annotation of a GenBank genome assembly. Lineage: Eukaryota; Phaeophyceae; Ectocarpales; Ectocarpaceae.